Messenger RNA from Kickxella alabastrina, 1065 nucleotides. RefSeq lists its product as uncharacterized. The coding region runs from base 164 to 736 and encodes 190 amino acids. The transcript has a single exon. The record is from RefSeq and is a predicted model, not a curated record. NCBI's taxonomy places the organism in Eukaryota, Fungi, Kickxellomycota, Kickxellomycetes, Kickxellales, Kickxellaceae.
AUUUCUUCUCGCCCCUUUUCGCCUUUUAUUUUAUUUUCAUUUUGCUGUUUCAAUUCCCCUUUUUAUCUUUUUUUCUUGUUACGAAUUUUCUGUUACCACCUUUUAUCACGCACCAUUUUCAUUUUCAUUUUCAUACUCUCUCUUUCCUUUUUUUAUUUGACACAUGCACAACUACAAUUCCGCCUACAUAGCUCGGUUGGCGCACGGAAAGCGGCGACGCUCUGAUGCUGACGAGCUCGAGUAUACAAUGCCCGAAGAGCCGCUGCGCUUGGACAAUGUCAAGCGCCUGCGCAGCUCAGUGUUUGGCCACUGGAAGAGCCAGCCACACGAGCUGACACUGCCACAACAACAUGCGCCGACACCACCGAGCACCACAGCUGAGCUAUGGCAGCAGCAGCAGCAUCAGGCGCAGUAUUUACACCAAAUGGCGAUGGCGCAACGCAGCGUCAAUGACCAUUCUUACCAUCACAUGACUGGCGCCAACAAUUUAAACGAGCUACCUUACUGUGAACCGCCCAUGAAUUGCCCGCAACAGCUAGCACAGGGCAAUGUUGGGGUUGGACCCACUAUUUUGGCCACGCCGACCAUAUCGCCCGAUAGCUUUGGCUGCUGCGACAGCGAUGGCGACGAUGAAAUGGAGGAUACGGGAAUUGAUCCUUCCAGUGAGUACUACCACAUCAACACACUACUCAACCAGCUACACCGCGAGCGCACCCUGCGUCGGAAUUAUCAGUAAUCGCUUAUGGGUCGGGCUGGGUUGGUCUCCCGACUUGUCUUUUUGAAUGUGUUUCUCAAGACAUAAAAAAAUAAAAACUAGCUUUGUCCCUUCCUCCCCUUUUCCCUCUUCCUAUUCCCCUGCAAAGGGUUGCAGCAUCAAAAGAGCACACAAGAUCGCCGCAGCUUUUUUUCUGCAUUUCAGUACACUCUUUCACAUUCCCCUAUUCUUGCUGUUGCAAUUUGCGGGAAAUAAUAAUUUGCUUUUUUUUGCUUUUUUUCGCACGUCCAUCAACCCCAUCACUAUAUUUGCAUUUGCUUGUUUGUUUUUCUUUUUUUUCCUCUUGUCCA